GCUAACCCACUGGAGGCACUACCUUCUUGGGAGGUUCUUCUACGUCAGGACUGAUCAUCAAACCCUGAAGUGGAUGAGAACCCAGUCAGUGCUCUCUGAUGCGUUGAAACGAUGGAUCGAACUCAUUGAGCAGUAUGACUUCGAACCUCAGUAUAUCAAAGGAGAGUACAAUAGAAUCGCUGAUGCGCUGUCGCGUAGGCUAGACUUCCUUGGUGCACUCAUCACUGAGUUUGGGCUUGCGGACAAUAUUACUCGUUCUUUGGUGGAAGCCUAUCACGACGAUCCGCUUAUGGUUGAGAUCAUACGUAGACUCGAGGCGAAGGACAAAGCGACUUCUGCCGAGUUUGAGUUGGUCGACGGCCUGCUGUUCCUUGAGAAGGCCGGGAAUAAACGUUUGUGUGUGCCUAAUCGGGAGUCUUUGCGUAGUUUAUUUUUAGGUGAGUGUCAUGAUGCCACAAGACAUUUUGGUUACAAGAAAACUGCAACCAAUUUGCUGCAGCAGUUCUGGUGGCCCACAAUGAUGAGAGAUGCCAAGCUGUACGUGGAGACUUGUCAAGUGUGUCAGAGGGACAAGCCACGUACACAGGCCCCUCUUGGGCUUCUCAAGUCCCUUCCGAUUCCGGAAAGGCCCAGUGAGAACCUGUCCAUGGACUUCAUGGACACGCUGGUCACCAGCCAGAGUGGAAUGAGACACAUCUUUGUCAUUGUGGAUAGGUUUAGUAAGUACGCUAGAUUGAUAGCAAUGCCCAAAACAGCGAAGACCGAGUACGUCAUUAGGUUGUUCAAGGAGAACUGGGUCAGGGACUUUGGGCUACCGAAGUCUAUUGUGAGUGACCAGGAUGUCCGAUUCACCAGUGAGUUGUGGAAGGCUGCAGCUGCAGAACAGGGAACGCAGCAACAGAUGACCCCUGGGAACCACCCAGAGGCAAAUGGGCAGGCAGAGCAGCUGAACCGCGCUGUACAACACCUGUUGAGGCACUACAUCAACCCCAACCAGGUGGACUGGGAUGAGAAACUUGCUCUCAUCACCAGUUUGUACAACAAUGUUGUGCAUAGCGCAACAGGGGUGAGUCCUAACAGCCUGCUACUGACCUUCAAGCCCAGACUGCCCCUAGAUUUCCUACUACAUGAGAAUCAGCCGACAGCUGCACCAUGCACUUUAGAAUUUGCUUAUCACUAUGAGCGACUAAUGCAGCAAGCUGUAGAACAGAUGCGCAGGGCACAUGCGGCGAUGAUAGAGUCUGAGAAUAAACACCGCCGCCCAUCGACAUUUCAGGUAGGGGACAGAGUCUGGGUUAAGUCUUCUGAACUGGGGCAGGAGCACGGUAUCUCCCGCAAGCUCAUGCCACAGUACUUUGGGCCCUGGGAAGUUCUAGAUAUUAUCGGGGAUAAUCCUGAUGGACCAUCAUACGUCAUUCAGAUCCCUGGUCACCUUCGCACUUACCCUGCCUUUCACGCCUCCAAGCUCGCACCUUUCAGAGAAACUGAUCAGUUUCCGUCUUGUCGCUAAAUGCUGCCCCCAACCAUGGACGGAGAGGUCGACAUCGACGACAUUGUGGAUCACAGGGAAAUGUCAGUUCCAAGA
This is a messenger RNA of Chara braunii, 1585 nucleotides long. NCBI's taxonomy places the organism in Eukaryota, Viridiplantae, Streptophyta, Charophyceae, Charales, Characeae. The record is from the annotation of a GenBank genome assembly.